UUUACAAAGUAUUUCAGGUUGUAAGAUUUUUCGGAUGCAUCGGUAAUAAGUAUAACUAAUACAAUCUUGCAUUAAUUACUCAUAUCGUUAGCGUUCAUUAAUUAAUAAUAGUAAAGCACGGCACAGUUCUCAUCUGAAUCUGAAUGCGAUAUCUCGUGCAUCAUAUUCAUCGCCCCUGCGUGCAUGGUAAUACAGCCUGCAGAGUGCAGACUGCAUCCCUGCCGCGUCGCUGACGCUGUAUUUGCUUGUGCAGCAGAUCUCGCAGGGACACCGGGACACGUUGCUACGGACGGGAAUCGUGGAAUCGAUUGAGCCGUAGCUGCACUUGUGCACUGCUCCACUACAUUGAACUGUACGAGCAUCGAGUACGGCUUGGUGUAAAAGGAUGCUUGACUGUCAGUCAGUCAACGGGCGCAGCUUGCCAUUUUAACUACGCUACUAAGCGUACUGCCAUGUGAAUCCUGUGGAUUGCGCACGUGCAGCGACUGCGCGGCUGGGUCGAUGGAGGCAUCCACGGGAGCGCGGGAGGAGCCGAGGGGAUCGCAGGAUGCAGACGAGGGCAGCAGCAGCUGCGUGCAGCAUCUGGCGGGCAUCGUCGAGCGGCUGCUGGACGACGGAGAGCAGGCGCUGGACCUCUUCCUGCGCAUGCAGUUGCUGGCGGAGAAUAAGCGCGCGGACCGCGCCACCAUCAGCGCCUUGCAGCAGCAGGUGGCUGAUUUACAGGCCGACAAGGCGACGGAUCGACGGACCAUCGACGCGCUGCGGGUGCUCGUCGCCGAGAAGGAGCGCCUGCUGCAGGAGGUGCAGAUGGGAGGAGCCCCCAACCCGCCACUGAAAUCGGCGCUGCCCCCCGCGGGCGCCAAGCGGCCCCCCAAGACGGUGACCUUCGCCCCGCUACCCGCCGUGGCCGUGGGCGUCGACGGGCCGGGGAAGCGCAAGCGCUGCGAGCCGCUGCACACGGCGCGCGUCUGCAAGGCCUGCUGCGUGCAGUUCGGCGACGAGGCGGAGCUGCGCGCGCACGCCUGUCCGCGGGCGCAGGCCAAGCGCUAUGCCUGCCCCGCGGCGGGCUGCGGCAAGGUCUUCGCGACGCUCUCCAGCCGCAAACGGCACGAAGGCAGCCACGCCGCGCUGCUGCUCGUCACCGCGGAGACGGCGCUGGAGGCGCCCGCCCGCGCCGGCGGUGACAGUGCCGGUCAUCCCAUGGCGCGUCGGCCGCGCCGCAACUGAAGUCCGAGGCGGCAUCCGACCAGUCGUGGACAUUAGUUUCGGUUCUCUUGAUACGCUGCGCUCACUUGUCUUUGCUGCACUUUGCAGUUUUUUCUACCUCACGCAGUUGCUGUUCAGUCGCUAUUGCACAUUUAACUUAUUUGCAUGUAUUUUUAAUUGGAGAUUAAUUUUCUAGCUGGCUUUUAUAGCUUGAAUUGCAUUGCGGCUGCAUGUUCGUUGAAUGAAUUUACUCACUACUGUAUUAUUGCUAUACAAUUCUUGUUUAUGCACUAGAAAUGUCUAACGCAACUCAAUGUCUUCGUACAUUUUUACAUGUGCAAAAGCAGUGAAAAACCGUCUUGUCGUCAUAUAUAAA
This is a messenger RNA of Paramacrobiotus metropolitanus, 1582 nucleotides long. RefSeq lists its product as uncharacterized. The coding region runs from base 502 to 1227 and encodes 241 amino acids. Lineage: Eukaryota; Metazoa; Tardigrada; Eutardigrada; Parachela; Macrobiotidae. The transcript has 2 exons. The record is from RefSeq and is a predicted model, not a curated record.